Lathyrus oleraceus (garden pea) is the source of this 1027-nucleotide messenger RNA. Its product is annotated as elongation factor 1-delta. Gene Ontology annotation, cellular component: eukaryotic translation elongation factor 1 complex; cytosol. Gene Ontology annotation, molecular function: translation elongation factor activity; guanyl-nucleotide exchange factor activity. Gene Ontology annotation, biological process: translational elongation. The record is from RefSeq and is a predicted model, not a curated record. The transcript is spliced from 8 exons. The coding region runs from base 141 to 836 and encodes 231 amino acids. Lineage: Eukaryota; Viridiplantae; Streptophyta; Magnoliopsida; Fabales; Fabaceae.
AUAUUAAACGCUCCUUGAAUUGGGUUAUGUAAUUAAUAGGAUUCAAUUGGCCCAAUGACCCAAACAAUAAACAUGUUAGGGUUCCAAUUCUCAACUUUACUGUCUCUUGUUUCUCCUUCCCCUCUCUCAACAAAGAAAAAAUGGCAGUAACAUUCUAUAACCUUAAGUCUGAAUCUGGUUUGAAGAAGCUUAAUGAGUACCUUCUCACACGCAGUUAUAUCAUUGGGUACCAAGCUUCAAAGGAUGAUAUCACUGUUUAUUCAGCUUUGUCAUCAGUUCCAUCAUCUGAAUAUGAGAAUGUUGCUAGGUGGUUCAAGCACAUUGAUGCUUUGUUGAGACUUUCUGGUGUUUCUGGCGAGGGAUCUGGUGUCACCGUGGAAUCAUCGCUAGUUGCUGAAGAGGCUGUUGCCACUCCUCCGGCUGCUGACACAAAGGCCACUGAAGCUGAGGACGAUGAUGAUGACGAUGUGGAUUUGUUUGGCGAAGAGACUGAGGAAGAAAAGAAGGCGGCUGAGGAAAGAGCAGCAGCCGUGAAGGCAUCUGGCAAAAAGAAAGAGAGUGGGAAAUCAUCGGUAUUGUUGGAUGUGAAACCUUGGGACGAUGAAACUGACAUGAAGAAGCUUGAAGAAGCAGUGAGAUCUGUUCAGUUAGAUGGGUUGUUAUGGGGUGCAUCCAAACUUGUUCCUGUUGGAUACGGUAUCAAGAAACUUCAAAUUAUGAUGACUAUUGUGGAUGACUUGGUUUCUGUCGACAAUAUGGUCGAGGAUUAUCUUACCGUCGAGCCCAUCAACGAGUAUGUCCAAAGUUGCGACAUUGUGGCCUUCAACAAAAUAUAAUCUUCCAUUCAUGUCACAAUGGAGAUUAUAGUGGAGGAGGAAUUGCAAUUAUUAGGGAUGACUUAUCAAGGGAUGCUGUUAUGUUACAUUGAGAUUUUUGCUUUUGCAAACCUACUUUUUGUUGUCCUUUGAUGAUUUUGUCUUGUAAUUUCAUCACCAUUAUAUGGAUUGUGAUAUAAUAAUUUAAGCCA